Messenger RNA from Pararge aegeria (speckled wood butterfly), 2781 nucleotides. Its product is annotated as glutamate receptor 4-like. Gene Ontology annotation, cellular component: plasma membrane; postsynaptic membrane. Lineage: Eukaryota; Metazoa; Arthropoda; Insecta; Lepidoptera; Nymphalidae. The record is from RefSeq and is a predicted model, not a curated record. Bases 59 to 2779 code for a protein of 906 amino acids. Gene Ontology annotation, biological process: modulation of chemical synaptic transmission; monoatomic ion transport; synaptic transmission, glutamatergic. The transcript has 16 exons. Gene Ontology annotation, molecular function: transmitter-gated monoatomic ion channel activity involved in regulation of postsynaptic membrane potential; glutamate-gated receptor activity.
CGCAUGCCGUCUAAACAAUAUCAACAUUUGUGAUUAGGAUAUCUCGUAAUACGUGAAUAUGAUUAAUAUAACGCCCUUGGGAAAGUACCUCUUACUUUUUAUAUUAUGUUAUAGCAAUGCUGAAGCAGCGCAUAGCACGCGAUAUCCCAUAGGAGGACUGUUUAACGCAAAAACAUUACCGACUACAGAACUGGCUUUCGAAAAUAUUGUGAAACUAGGCGGGAGUAAAGCAUAUCAUGGAAGACCUAUUCGUUCGCAAGUUGAUGACAGUUAUUCCACUGCUUUAGAAAUGUGUGACAAUACAUCAGAUAAUAAAGGUAUAGUUGCGCUGAUAGAUGCAAGGCCCACAGAUGACAUGUGCGACUUUACUUGCAUGAUAUGUAACAGUCUUAAUAUUUCAUAUCUAACAUUAGGAUGGGAGCCCCAAGAAACAUUGGAACAGGAUUUAUUCACGUUCGCAUUUCAUCCUGCACCGGAUAUGAUAUCAAAAGCUUAUGCGACGCUUAUUAAAAAACUCCAGUGGGAUAAAUUCACAAUUCUUUAUGAGGAUGAUAGCAGUUUUAUACGUCUCCAAGAAAUAAUAAAUACCUGGCCAUACAAUAGUGAUCCAAUACUAUACAGAAAAUUAAACCCCGAAGGAAACAAUCUUGAGACGUUCAAAUAUAUAUUCAAAGUUGCACAUAUGAGUUACCACGUGUUGGACUGUGAUAAAAAAAAUAUUUUAAGCUAUAUGAGGGAGAUAGUACAGGUGGAAAACUCUACCCAGUACCAGAGUUUCAUCCUAACGGCUCUCGAUGCAUACACUGUGAAACUUGACGAGAUCGACGAACUUCUAGCAAAUGUUUCAACGAUGCAUCUAACCACGUCUAAUGAUGUGAACUGGAAGGAUUUGGAUAUGAACAGUGAUAGUAUACGGUUAGAGACAGCUCUAGCAGCAGAUGCUCUGAAUCACCUCGAAAAAGCUUUGAGAAGUAUGGGAAUAGCCGAGGAUAUAGAUAAUCCACCACCAUUGUGCUUUAGAGAUGCUAAAAUCGAUUACAAGGAAGCUGCGUGGCCGAAAGGAGAUGACUUGCGCAAAGCUCUGUUAGAGACUAAAACAAAGGGUUUUACUGGGAACAUUGAGUUCAAUGAAUUUGGCAAGAGAAUAAACUUCAAACUUCAUUACUCAAAGUUAAGUAAUGUAAGUGAAUUUAUACAUGUUGGCCAUUGGGAUUCAAAGACAGAUAUUAUAACAGACGAGAAAGAAGUUAAGGAGCGAUCUUCGACUUCCAAAUCGGUUAUACGGGUAGUGUCUAAAAAGGGAAAACCGUACUUUGAUGUUGUGCAAGACAAUGGUAAUAUAACAUUCCGGGGAUACGCCGUUGACCUUAUGCAGAACAUAUUUGAACAUAUGGUGAAAAAUAAUCUUAUAAAUAAGGAAUUAAAAUACGAAUUUUAUAGAGAAAGUGAAGACAAAUACGGUAAUCCGAUAGCUGGAACUAAGAAGUGGGAUGGAUUAAUUGGAGAACUGAUUGAGCAUAAAGCUGAGCUAGCUAUCUGCGAUAUUACAAUAUCAUCGGAGCGCAAUGCCGUUGUUGACUUCUCAACACCAUUUAUGAGUUUAGGGAUCAGUUUGGUAACCAAAGAACCCGAGCCCGUUCAACCAGAUAUGUUUUCAUUUAUGAAUCCUUUGUCUUUGGAUGUGUGGUUAUAUUUAGCGACAACGUAUAUCAUAGUUUCUUUCGUCUUACUUAUUUGUGCUCGUAUGAGCCCGGACGAUUGGGUGAAUCCUCAUCCCUGUAAUCAGAACCCUGAAAACCUUCAGAAUAUUUGGAGCUUAUAUAAUUGUAUGUGGCUCACUAUGGGUGCUAUUAUGACCCAGGGCUGUGAUAUAUUGCCAAGAGCGGCAGGCUCUAGGUGGGUGGCAGGCAUGUGGUGGUUUUUUGCUCUCAUCGUGACUGCAUCAUACACAGCCAAUAUGUCCAGUUUCGUCAGUGCCAGCAGGCGAAGCAAUGAGAUAAAAGACGCAAAGGACCUGGUCGAACAGAGCAGUAUCGCGUAUGGAACUGUAGAUAACGCAUCGACUUAUAAGUUCUUUGAAAAUUCCAACGACACGGUGUUUAAGAAGCUAUGGGCCGUAAUGAAAACAGCGAAACCCACGGUUUUCACUAGCAGCAAUGAAGAAGGUGUCAAUCGCGUGCGACAAAGUAAAGGAAAAUAUGCAUUUUUUAUGGAGUCUACCCAACUGGAAUACGCAAUGCAUAGACACUGUGACUUGAAAAUGGUCGGGUCGAAACUGGAUUCGAAGGACUACGGUAUAGCGAUGCCAAAAAAUUCUCCCUAUAAGAAUGCGAUCGAUACAGCUAUCUUAGCUCUUCAAGCAUCGGGAACGCUGUUCAAACUAAAAAAGACGUGGUGGGAAGACAUGGACAUAGAUGAAAAAUGCGAGAAAACAGAAAAUGAAGAGGACGACAGCGGGUCACUACAAAUGAAGAAUACAAGUGGAAUAUUCAUAGUGCUUGGCUUUGGCGGGCUGCUAGGGUUUUUAGUGGCCAUUGUAGACUUCCUCUUACACACUUACAAGAUUUGUGUAAAAGAAAAGGUAAGAUUUAAAGAGGCACUUAUAAGCGAAUGGCGAGCUUCGUUGGACCCCCGCGCACUGCAUCGAUUGGCCGCGCCACCUCGUUCAGCCGCGCCAUCCACUGCAACUCCAUCUCCGCAGCGAGAGAGAUCGCAGUCUCGAGCCGUUUCUGUUCUGCGAGCAGCUACUUCCUUUAUCAAUUUUGAUGAAAUUUACUAACA